ACAGCUGUGCAGUUGUCCUGGUGUGUAGACACUGUUGAUAUCUCACACUUCCGCCACACACCGUGUACACUUGUGGACGUGGGUUUAUACACAUGUGUACGUGCACUUGUACACAUGGGAUUAUUUUAUUUCUCUGAUAGUUCCGGUGGACUUAAUGCUAGACAGAAAUACAAGUGCCUUACCGUCAGACAGUCAAGUAGUAAACCAGACAGACAGUUAAACAGACAGACAGUUAAACAGAGUUGGACAGGCAGGCUAUGUAACAGUUGGACAGGCAGGCUAUGUAACAGUUGGACAGGCAGGCUAUGUAACAGUUGGACAGGCAGGCUAUGUAACAGUUGGACAGGCAGGCUAUGUAACAGUUGGACAGGCAGGCUAUGUAACAGUUGGACAGGCAGGCUAUGUAACAGUUGGACAGGCAGGCUAUGUAACAGUUGGACAGGCAGGCUAUGUAACAGUUGGACAGGCAGGCUAUGUAACAGUUGGACAGGCAGGCUAUGUAACAGUUGGACAGGCAGGCUAUGUAACAGUUGGACAGGCAGGCUAUGUAACAGUUGGACAGGCAGGCUAUGUAACAGUUGGACAGGCAGGCUAUGUAACAGUUGGACAGGCAGGCUAUGUAACAGUUGGACAGGCAGGCUAUGUAACAGUUGGACAGGCAGGCUAUGUAACAGUUGGACAGGCAGGCUAUGUAACAGUUGGACAGGCAGGCUAUGUAACAGUUGGACAGGCAGGCUAUGUAACAGUUGGACAGGCAGGCUAUGUAACAGUUGGACAGGCAGGCUAUGUAACAGUUGGACAGGCAGGCUAUGUAACAAACCUUCCGUGGUAUGUUGAAGCUACCUGGACAGAUAAAUACUGAUCUAUUUAUAGACUAGAAAUAAAAACAUUGGAUCUGCUUCAGUAGCAGACCUGAGUCCGUAGGCAGACGGGCGCAUCUCCUGCAGUCAUUCGACUCCUGCAGUCAUUCGACUCCUGCAGUCAUGAAAUGUUGACGAGAGAAACUAACACGUCCACUAACAAUUACUGACAUUUAAAAACAAAAGACCGCAACAACUGUACAUCUUUUCGAUUGUUUUAAUUUGGAUCUAAAAAUAAACAUCACGUAUGUGCUGAUAACCAAUCGUCUGCUAAAUGCCGCGAUCCAAUGACCGCCGACUGCACCAGUUUUAGCCCAAGCAUAAAUAUUGCACUGCUGACCCGUCUAGUGCUGCCGUCUAGUGCUGCCCUCUAGUGCUGCCCCGUCUAGUGCUGCCCUCUAGUGCUGCCCUCUAGUGCUGCCCCGUCUAGUGCUGCCCUCUAGUGCUGCCCCGUCUUUGACGCCAUCUAGCUCAUCAUGCCUGCUGGGAUUAAAAACGGAGCUGCAUGUUCAGAAGAAAAUGAACUUUUAAAUGCGACAUCAAUUAAGAUGACGGAAGCACCAUUCGGCAGGUCCGAGUCUGAUGACGACAUUGUGGAGGACUAUGAGGACUCGGUCAGCUUCAAGACGCCCUGCCUUAGGAGCCGCACCCCCCUGGAGACGCUCCUGCUGGCGCUGCUUCUCGUGGCCCUAGUCGUUAUCAUAGGGCUGGCAGUGGGCUUGACACGCCCCCAGGUUGUCCCAGUGACCAAGUACUGCCAGAGCCCUGCGUGUGUCAAGUCCGCCAGCUCCAUCCUGUCUAACGUGGACUGGAGUGUCGACCCCUGCACAGACUUCUACCGCUUCGCCUGUGGUCAGUGGAUCAAAACCCAGCCCAUCCCCCGGGGGUACCACCACUGGGACCGCUUCCAGGAACUUAGCGGGCACAACCUCUACGUGCUGAGUAACCUCAUAGAGACGAAGCCUGCGAGCGGGGAAAGUUUUGAGAAGACCCGCCGCUUCUACCAGAGCUGUACCAGCUCCGGCUCCAACAAGACGGACAUCCUGCAGCAGUUUGCCCAGCUGAUUGAUGACGUCGGCGGCUGGAGCUACAGCAAGAAUGACUCAUUCGACGAGUGGUCAUUCAUGGUGGCGCUAGAGAGGAUCCAUCAACUUGGAGCCUGGCCACUGUUUAAACUCCUGGUCGAGGUGGAUGAAAGGGACCCAACUCUUCAAAAUAUUAUCAAGAUUGAUAUAGGUGAGACAGUGCUGCCACCAGACUUGAUACCUUACCAGUGGAACUUUACCAACAAUGGCACAACCAAUAACUCUGUACCAAUCAAAGAUUCUAUUCAGUUGAAGAAAGUUUUCAUGGCUGAGACAAUUCAACUGUUUAGGUCUUUUGGUGCUAAUGAAACAGAUGCCAAAAACAGGGCUGAACAAAUGCUAGAAAUUGAAAAAAUCAUCACAUCUGCAUCUGCAGGCUAUCACCACCUGCAUGACAGGUUCAGCCUGUACAAUGUCAUGACUGUUGCUCAGCUGGAGUUUAAUUAUUCCAUGCUACUGUGGCCACAAUACCUGAACUCUCUGGGAUUUUUUGUUGGUACUGAAACAGAGGUCGUUGUCCUCCACCCUGACUACAUGGCUAGAAUAAGUCAUUUUCUGCGAGACUAUUACAAUGGACCCAUAGAGAAGCAACGAAUUUUGAGAGAUUACCUUGCCAUCAGUUUACUGCGUUCUUUCCGGCCAUUUUUUGAUAAAUCUAUCUUUGAGAUUACAGAAACAGAAGAGGACGAAAUGGAGGAAGUCUGGAAGAGAUGCACUUUCUACACCAACAAAGCAAUGGGCUUUACAACGGGAGCUCUCUAUGUGAAAGGCACUGAUUCUGAGGGCAGUGUUGAGAAGAUGGAAAAACUCAUUACAUAUGUGAAGAAUGCAUUUAAAGAUUUUUUGCUGAACAAAUACUGGAUGGACAAAAAGACUAGGGGGAAAGCUGAAGAGAAGGUUGAUGCCAUUAUAGAUAAGAUCAGCUAUCCUUCUUACAUACUCAACAAUACUUUCCUUGAUAAAUAUUAUGAGAAUUUUGAUGUUAAACCUUAUGAUUGGCUCUCUAAUCUUCUGUCUUGGCGGAGAUUUUUACUGGGCAAUAUGAAUGUAGACCUGCAUGUAGUGCCAGACAGAAAAUCCAGCUGGAUGCGACCACCAGUGACUGUCAAUGCCUACUACUCACCAACAAGAAACGAUGUCAUUUUUCCCAUUGCUAUGUUCCACUUGCCAUUUUACAUUCCAGAUGGCCCCAGUGCUGUCAACUUUGGCGCCAUGGGCUCCAUCAUAGGUCAUGAGAUAACCCAUGCCUUUGACUUUCAAGGACGCCAGUAUGACGGGCAGGGCAAGCUGACAGACUGGUGGGAUGAGCAGACUGCCAGCAACUUCCUGCAGACAACGGCCUGCAUGAAAGACCAGUACAGCAGCAUGAAGGUCAGGGGUGUCAAUAUUGACGGAGAUUUUACUCUAGAUGAAAACAUUGCAGACAAUGGAGGACUGAGGGCUGCCAUGUUUGCUUACCAGCUGUGGGUGGAGGAAUUUGGGGAGGAGCUGAACCUUGCAGGGCUGAACAUGUCCAUGUACCAGGUCUUCUACACCAGCUUUGCUCAGAUGUACUGCAGCAAAUGGACAGACUCAGGGCUCUUCUAUCACCUCCUAACAGACCCACAUAGCCCAGGUUAUGCCAGAGUAAAUGGACCUCUAUCAAACAGCCCAACAUUCAACUGGGCCUUUCAGUGCCCCAUGGCCAGUCCCAUGAAUCCUCGGACAAAGUGUGAGGUCUGGUGAAACCUGCUGUAUCUGACCAGUGGGUGGGCUGAGUCAGUAAAGAACCUGAUUUGGGACAAACUUUUGGUUGUGUCAACAAGUUGUUUUGUCAACUGUUGCAAGCUUUGAAAACUCUCAUCUCUUGUACAGACCACCAUCUCAAUCAUGUGAUACACAGAUCAUGUGAUACACAGAUCAUGUGAUACACAGAUCAUGUGAUACACAGAUCAUGUUGUACAUUGAUCAUGUGAUACACAGAUCAUGUGAUAUGUAGAUCAUGUGAUACACAGAUCAUGUGAUACACAGAUCAUGUGAUACACAGAUCAUGUGAUACAUUGAUAAACAGAGGACCUGGCCUGGAAGGCUUCAGAUUUUUCCUUUGCCUUCUGGUAAUUUUUUUUUCAACACAGAGCUAACCUUUAAGCAGAAGUUGUUCUCUCUCUCCCCUACAUACACACAUACAGACGGUUGUUGGCAAGAAAAUUGCUUUUACAAGCUGCAGAUAUGAUGGAGGCUUGAGUUUUGUGAAAUCUGCUUGGAUCAUGAGCUGCUACUGAUGGCUACUGCUUGUCCAUUCUUUUCUAUUGAUGGCAAAUUAUUUUAGUAGGGUUAUGGCUCUUAUCUAAAGUCAAAAAUUGAAAAUUUGAGAGGGAAAUUGAGGAAAACUUUUGCAGUGUGAAAGUUUGAAAAUCAGAAAUGAAUGACUUGAGUCAAUGUUUGGUUGAGUACCUGAAUAAUUCUCUUUGAAAUCAAGGGAGCAGUCAUUUGUUUCAAGUCAUGUUUGAAACCAAGGGAGCAGUCAUUUGUUUCAAGUCAUGUUUGAAACCAAGGGAGCAGUCAUUUGUUUCAAGUCAUGUUUGAAACCAAGGGAGCAGUCAUUUGUUUCAAGUCAUGUUUGAAACCAAGGGAGCAGUCAUUUGUUUCAAGUCAUGUUUGAAACCAAGGGAGCAGUCAUUUGUUUCAAGUCAUGUUUGAAACCAAGGGAGCAGUCAUUUGUUUCAAGUCAUGUUUGAAAUGAUAAUCCAUUGCCCUCUGAGACGCCUUUAUGAAUUGUGCAUGCUCCUGGCCUUUAUAACUAGUACACAUCAUGUUACAACACAUCAUGUUACAACACAUCAUGUUACAACACAUCAUGUUACAACACAUCAUGUUACAACACAUCAUGUUACAACACAUCAUGUUACAACACAUCAUGUUACAACACAUCAUGUUACAACACAUCAUGUUACAACACAUCAUGUUACAACACAUGUUACAACACAUCAUGUUACAACACAUCAUGUUACAACACAUGAUAUAACAUAAUGUUACAACACAUGAUGUUAAAGAUGACGUUACAACAUAUGAUGUUGUAUAUAAUGUUUCAAGUGCCUAUUUUAUUAUGUUCACAUAAUGUUCCUUGUUGUGUGCAGUUGUUUGAUUUACUUUUUUCUUUCUUAGCAACCUCCAAGUCCUAUUUUUCAAUCUUUACUAACUUUUCACUUUUAAAAGCUUUUUCUUCAUUUUCUAACUGCCAACAUCAAAACAAAUUUCUGUAUCUGUACAAGAUACACUGUCAGCCAAAAUUGCAAAGAACUAUUCAUUUGUGUGGUGUAAAUAUUUCUUGUAUAUUCAUGUAUUAAAGGACUAAAUGCUGAACUGCCAUAAUGUCAGGUCAGUCUGUUAGAUGCAACACUGAUCUACAACACAACCCAAACCUGCAACAAUGCUCUGGUCAAGAUGAUUCAACCCAUUUUGUCUGGUCCAACAAAACAUCUGAAGUCGUAUUCUAGUUGACAUAAAGGGAGUAAACAAAGUUUAGAGACCCAACAAUGAACAUGAGGAUUAGCUCAGCUAUACACAUACAAGCAUAUACGUAAUGUAUACAACACUAAUAGAUGCCUAUUAUUAGUAUUUUCUGUAACUAGCCUGUAUAAAAUAAGAAUUUGGUCACAAAAUUUUACUACACUCAGCAGUUUUGCCACCGCUUAGUACAUUUUUAAAUGUCAAGUCUGAGAGAAAUCUACCAUUCCAUUCUUUAGUUCGUUAUUUCUUGUAUGUUGUUCACACUUGACCUAGUGCACAGAUAACUGCACUAGUGCACAGAUAACUUCACUAGUGCACAUUUGGAAUAGACCUGGCCAGGAGCUGCAGAUAUUGUCCAUGUUUGAUCUGCACUACCAUUUCUUGCUGCAGAUAUUGUAUAUGUUUGAUCUGCACUACCAUUUCUUGCUGCAGAUAUUGUCCAUGUUUGAUCUGCACUACCAUUUCUUGCUGCAGAUAUUGUCCAUGUUUGAUCUGCACUACCAUUUCUUGCUGCAGAUAUUGUCCAUGUUUGAUCUGCACUACCAUUUCUUGCUGCAGAUAUUGUACAUGUUUGAUCUGCACUACCAUUUCUUGCUGCAGAUAUUGUCCAUGUUUGAUCUGCACUACCAUUUCUUGCUGCAGAUAUUGUCCAUGUUUGAUCUGCACUACCGUUUCUUGCUGCAGAUAUUGUCCAUGUUUGAUCUGCACUACCAUUUCUUGCUGCAGAUAUUGUACAUGUUGAUCUGAUUCUUGUAUAAAUCCCCAGCCUAAAAUUGUAAUAAAACUCUGCAGCAAGUCCGGGUGUCAAUGUACAUAUACUUUUGUAUCUUUAAAUGUAAUUAUUUAACAGUUGUAUAAUCUAUGAGUUCUUUAAUAUAAGACUUGACAAAAAUAGUGAUACAUUGUCUUUGAGAUGUGAUAAAAGUGAGUGAUGUGACAAAACAGUCAUAUAUUGGGACAAAAUUGUGAUAGAUUAUGGCUAAUCUGACACGGCAAACAUUGCGAGUAGUGUGGCCAUUUUUCAUACAUUGUGACAAAAUAAUGACAGCCUGUGGUUGGUUACUAAUGCAAGUGUUUUGUGUACAAGAUCAAAAUAGAUAGCCCACUUGUAAAUUUGUUUUAACAAUUGAAAUUAUUUUAGCAUCAAGAGGUUGGCCAUCAUGAAGGAUUUAAAAGUUUUAUUUUUUAUUUGGUUGUUAAAUAAAAUGUUUGUUGUAUCCCCUUUGUUUCUUCUGUGGCGAUGUCAUAGACUGGAGUUCUAAAAUAGGGGUAGUCACUGACAGUUUCAUACACUGGAGCUCUUAAAUAGGGAAGAUCACUAGCUGAUAAGUGACGUGCACAAAUUUUGCCAAGCCUAUUUUCAUCUAGUUCUGGUCCAAGGAUCUACUUGUUAACCUUAGAAUGUUUUUGUCAACAUAGAUAAAUGGCCUUUUUGUUUUCCCUCCUAGGAUGUAAACAUAGAUCCACCAUUUUGUUCAUGUAGUCAUGUGACCUGUCUUCCACAACGAACAUGUACAUAAGCACCCACCCCUAGCCGUCUUUAAAAUAAACAUCUGCCUCUCGA
This is a messenger RNA of Physella acuta, 6998 nucleotides long. RefSeq names its product endothelin-converting enzyme homolog. Lineage: Eukaryota; Metazoa; Mollusca; Gastropoda; Physidae. Gene Ontology annotation, molecular function: metalloendopeptidase activity. Gene Ontology annotation, cellular component: plasma membrane. The record is from RefSeq and is a predicted model, not a curated record. Gene Ontology annotation, biological process: protein processing.